GGACAAGUGAACCAGUGGACAAGUGAACCAGUGGACAAGUGAACCAGUGGACAAGUGGACAAAUGAACCAGUGGACAAGUGAACCAGUGGACAAGUGAACUAGUGGAAAAAUGGCUAGCUUGGUUGAUAUCGGAUUAACUAAUCACCUAACCCCACACUACUUCACCCGAAGGCUCGCGAUUGGCUGAUUGCGCGGAUGAGUAGACCAAUUGGACCUCCACAAAGGCUAUACAUCCUGUCAACCGGUUCAAGAUAUCCAAGGUUUUACUUAGCUAUCAGCGUAUUUGGAGGUUUCAAUGCAUUGACCGCGGUCAAGAUGUAAAGGAGCACGGAGCAAUCUAUAAAAUACCACAAUCGUCCUGAUUGUAAGUUCUCACCGCAUUUUGGCACGGAUCCAUACAGGUCUCUAUUGACUUUCAACAGCUAAUUACAAUUGCCGUGCAUCUUUCUUGAUCAUGACUUGGCUUAAUCGCGUACAACACAUACCCCACGUACCUCGCCCUUUGCGCCGCUUAAUCCGCUUUCUGAGGGGACAAUCCGACGAACUGACUUCUUUAUCCGAUCAGAUGCCCUCCUAUGAGGAAACAUCUACCAUUGUUGUCCCGUAUGUCAAUCGGGGAAUUGUCACUGUUGAAACCCACACCACCAUGCGGACCAGUGUCCGCGGCUGUGGUCAGGAUAUUGGGGGAACCAAGGAUUUGACCACUGAUAGUGCGUCUGACAGAAGUACCCUCGUUCGAAAUACUGGUACAGCCACCGAACUAUGCACUCUAUGCAGUAAAUAUACUGGGGGUAAUAUUUUAGGGAAUACUGAUAAUCUCUCUCCUUCUGUAGGAUGGCCUAGUAUUACAAGGGCACCGAGUCCAUCCGAGGAUCAUUCUUUGGAGAUACAGCACUCUGGGGAAUCAACGCCAAGGGACAGUGAAGAAACGAUUGUUCUCCCGAAUCCAGAUUUAGCCGGAAUGUUCAUAGGAACAGGUACGGCGUACGUACCCCAUACUGGAUAGGUCGACCAGAGGUCAAAUUGAAAUACUUGGCUAUGCAGGCAUACUUACACCUCCUGGUCAAGAGCCUAUUAUGUUGCUUAGUGUAAAGUGCCGAGAGAAGCGUGAGGUUAUGCGCUGCACUGUGUCAUGCUUUCACAGGAAGGAGCAGGAUGGAUUAAGGCGGGAAUUGGGUUUCUGCCUGACCAAGGAAGAAUGGUCUGAUAUUGGGCGAUACGGGUUUCAUUGGCAUUGAAUCCCACAUAUAGCUCCCUUGGGUCUGUAGAUAGUAGAUAGGAGUAUAUAUGCUCCCUCUUGAGGAGCUUUGAACAUU
Messenger RNA from Aspergillus pseudonomiae, 1317 nucleotides. RefSeq lists its product as uncharacterized. The record is from RefSeq and is a predicted model, not a curated record. The coding region runs from base 456 to 1007 and encodes 183 amino acids. The transcript has 3 exons. Lineage: Eukaryota; Fungi; Ascomycota; Eurotiomycetes; Eurotiales; Aspergillaceae.